AUGGGUAUAGUUAUUGGAAAUCAUAGCAAAAUAGGUACAACUGUGGAAAUUGUUGAAGGGCCAGCAGGGCAACAACGACCAAAAGGGCCACCUGGUGGUGGUGGUCCUGGGUCUCAGGGUCCUAAAGUUGACCAUGGACAAGGACCAAAAGGAGAUAUUGGUCCUCAGGGUCCAAAAGGUGACAAAGGAGACACCAGUCCUGAAGGUCCUAAGGGUGAUAAAGGGGACACUGGAGCACAGGGACCUAAACCUGAUAAAGCUGUUAACGAUUGUGUCCCCAUGAUUGAGAUAAAAUUAGCUAAUUGUGCUCCAUGGAUUGACGCUGAGGUUCUUAAAGCUGUUAGAAAGAAAGAGAGACUUAGAAAGCAGGCCAAAAAGUGA
Pocillopora verrucosa is the source of this 381-nucleotide messenger RNA. NCBI's taxonomy places the organism in Eukaryota, Metazoa, Cnidaria, Anthozoa, Scleractinia, Pocilloporidae. The record is from RefSeq and is a predicted model, not a curated record.